AUGGCCGAACUCCGGCCAACGCUCCACCAUCUGAAUGACUCACAAUCGCAACGAAUCCUAUGGCUGCUCGAAGAGCUCGAAAUCCCCUAUAACCUCCAGCUUCACACACGCGUUAAGGGAAGGGCUCCUCCCGAGAUGAAAAAAACGCACCCCCUGGGCAAGGCACCACAAUUGGAGACGGGCGACGGGAGAGUCAUCGUGGAGUCGCUCGUGAUCGCGAAGUAUCUGAUUGAGACAUAUGACAAGACGGGCAAGUUCAAGGGCGACGGCGUCAAGAACGACUGGAUACGCGAUGACCAGUUGAGUAAUCUGGCUGCCGCCAGCAUCGGGCCUCCGAUGAUCUUGGAAGUCAUCAUGACGGUCGCGGUCAGGUUGACGCCAUUUUUCGUCCGCCCAUUGGUGUCCGUGGUCCACAAACAACUGCGCGGGGGCUAUUCUGGGCCCGAACUGGACGCCUUCUUCAAGUACUUGGACGAUCAACUGGGUGACCAGGACUAUUUCAUGGGCACCACGCCCGGUCGCGCAGACUUCAUCCUCUCGUUCCCCGUCGACACGUGCACGGCAGCUGGCUUCAUUGACAUCAAGAAAUACCCGAAGGUGGAGAAAUGGCACGCUCGAUGCCGUGAACGGCCAGCGUGGAAGAGGUGCAUCGAGAAAGGCAAUGGGUACGAUCUCACCUUUAAAGACUAG
Fonsecaea erecta is the source of this 690-nucleotide messenger RNA. RefSeq lists its product as hypothetical. NCBI's taxonomy places the organism in Eukaryota, Fungi, Ascomycota, Eurotiomycetes, Chaetothyriales, Herpotrichiellaceae. The record is from RefSeq and is a predicted model, not a curated record. The transcript has 2 exons. The coding region runs from base 1 to 690 and encodes 229 amino acids.